Molecule: messenger RNA, 759 nt
Organism: Saprolegnia diclina VS20
Lineage: Eukaryota; Oomycota; Saprolegniomycetes; Saprolegniales; Saprolegniaceae
Exons: 1
Coding region: 1-759 (252 amino acids)
Cellular component (GO): lysosome
Molecular function (GO): cysteine-type endopeptidase activity
Source: RefSeq, a predicted model, not a curated record
AUGGUGGUUGCGGCGGCGGCGCCCUGUCUCGCGACCGGCCAGGUCAUCGACCUAUCGGUGCUACAAGCGCUAAGCUGCACGUAUCAAGGCGGCGCCGAUGGCUGCACACGAGUGGGGCUCGCCCUCGACGCCAUCAACUGGCUCGUGUCCAAGACCAGCGCCCUGUGCUCGCGGUCGGCCAUCCCGUACACGUCGGGAAGCACUGGCCCUGCUCUGGAAUGCAGCGACAACACCAAAUGCGCCGGUUCUCUCGAGUUGCAAGUCGGUGGCAUGCUGGAGGCGCCGGGAGAUGAGCAUCGACUUAGUAUCAAGCAGCUCCAUACGCAACCGGUCGUGGCGACUUGCUCGACGACCGCCGCACCGUGGCGACUGUACGCGGGCGGCAUCCUCUCCCUUUGCUCGAGCGAGGACACGGCAGAUCAAGCCAUGCUCGUUGUUGGCUAUGGAGCCGAGUCCAUCAGCGGAAAGCUGUUGCCCGUCGACUUUAUCAAGGUGUGCAGCGCGUGGGGCGCCAACUGGGGCGAGAACGGCGGCGUUCGGCUGCAGUACAACCGUGGCACUUCUCCUGCGGUGUGCGCUGCCACGUCCCACCUCACGCAUCCGGCGCUCCAGCUGACGAACGCGGCGGUUGUCGGUGCGUCACCAACACCAACGCUCGACGCUCGCCAUGCCAACGGCGUUGACGAGGGCGUCCGACAACACAUGACCGACGCCCUAACCUUUACACCGAAUGAUAUUGCAUACAGUCGUUUUUUGUAG